AGUCGCAGAGUGUUCUGGUGGUUCUGUUUCUGAGUUCUUGUGUCCGGACCGAGCAGAACCGGGUCGGUAUGGGGAAGUGCGUCGUCUCGGGCUGUCCGAACCGCAUUGUGCCCUACAACCGGUUCGCGCCCCACCGACCCGCGCGGAGGUUCUUCAGGUUCCCCAAAGACCCGGACCGGGUGAAGGUGUGGCUGGCAGCGCUCAGAGAGUCCGACAAGGACCGCUCAGAGCAGCACGUCAUCUGCGAAGACCACUUCCUGCCAGAGGACAUCUCUAAAACUGGCGUCAGCAGCGACGCCAUUCCCCUCAUGCCCCCUUAUCUGGACGGACCAGGGGGCCUGUUCAGUCCCUGGAGCACCGAGGCCCUUCAGGAGGAGGAGCAGUGGCUCGCCGGAGGCUGUGAGGAGGAAGGUGAAGAGGAGGCUGGACCGGAUCCACAAGAGCAGGAUCCAGACGGUGGAGCUGAGAGUCCAGCAGAACCUCAGAAGACCCGUGAUUCUCCUCGAGCUGAAACAUCUGGCAGGAUGAUCAAGGCAGAUACUCCUCUGUCGCUGCUGACUCGAGGUUUCCUGGAGCUCGUGAUGGCGUCUCCUGACAGGGUCGUGGACAUCGAGGCGGUGGCCGCGAGCUUGCUGACCUCGACACGCCGGGUCUACAACAUCGUCAGCGUCCUGCGCGGCCUCAGCAUGGUCCAAAGGAUGGGGACCCGGGUCAAAGGACCCGACUGGAUCUGCAGCUUCCUGUUCAGGAACCCGCUCCGGUUCCUGGUGGCGCUGGAGAAGCUGAAGCAGGUGGAGAACAAGCUGGACCACCUCAUCAGGACCUGCGCGGAGCAGCUCUUCAGCCUGACGGACGACGCGCAGAGCGCUGCGUCGGCGUAUGUGACCCUGGAGGACAUCGCCCGCCUCCGAGACCUCCAGGAGCAGACGGUGAUCGUGGUCAAAGCUCCGCGGGGGACGAAGCUCAACGUGCCGCCGCCCGAUCAGAGGAGCACCCGGAUGCAUCUGAUCUCAGAGAAGAAUCCCAUCGUGGCUCUGACCUGUGAGGUGGGCUCCCAGAACCCCGUGACCUCUGACCCCGCCGCCGACGGCAGGUCCUUCUCCGAGCUGGACAAGAGUCGCAUCAAGAUCUACUCGCUGCAUCGAGUGCCGGAGAUGCAGAGGGCCGAGGUGAGGAAGAAUCAGGUCUGAGGAGAGGAAGAUGAAGUGUCCAGGAUUCAGCUGAGGCGGACGAGGACAGGACGAGUCUAACCAGAGGACGAACUGGAGCUUCAGGAAACUUUAGGAACCUCAAACGAUGGAACCGAGCCGCUGGCCCGGUUUCUUCACGAGGUCCAGAAUCAUCCGUGCUGCAUCGAGGUCUCCAGGUCCUCCUGGGAGAACAUGAUCCAGGACCAGAGGAGACCGGGCUGAUUGGUGGACAUGUGUCCCCUACUAAGGAGACGCUGAACAGAACACUGGGUUUGUUUUGAAUGUUAACGUUCCGGUGGAGGUUCUGCAGGGCCCGGUUCUGGACCACUUUAGAACAAGAAGUGGAGCAUUAGAUUUGAAGAGACGGAACUUAAGGACCAGCAAGAAGUCCUGGCUCUGACCCGUCCAGGUCAACAAACAGAACCGAGUCAGUCUGAAGGUCAUUAACUCGUC
This is a messenger RNA of Nematolebias whitei (Rio pearlfish), 1643 nucleotides long. Its product is annotated as transcription factor E2F3. The transcript is spliced from 10 exons. Gene Ontology annotation, cellular component: RNA polymerase II transcription regulator complex. NCBI's taxonomy places the organism in Eukaryota, Metazoa, Chordata, Actinopteri, Cyprinodontiformes, Rivulidae. The coding region runs from base 69 to 1190 and encodes 373 amino acids. Gene Ontology annotation, biological process: regulation of transcription by RNA polymerase II. The record is from RefSeq and is a predicted model, not a curated record. Gene Ontology annotation, molecular function: protein dimerization activity; DNA-binding transcription factor activity, RNA polymerase II-specific; RNA polymerase II cis-regulatory region sequence-specific DNA binding.